AUGGAACGUCGAGAUUCGAGUUCCCAACCACCAUCGGCAUCAGCGUCCCAGCUUUCGCAGCCACGGCCGCUCGUCAAUCCGCUGCGAAAUGUCUUUUCGUCUCCUGACCGGAUCGAACAGCAACCGUCCUUCCCCGCACAAUUGACAGCUCGAAAUACCAGUAUCAUAGGAGUGCUUCCUGACGACCCGCGGCUGACUCGCUCUGUGGCACUAGAAGCAGUACAGGCCGGAACUACCGGGAAGAAUAAGCGUAACACUUUCGCCUGCACAAACUGUCACGCUCAGAAGGCCAAAUGCGUGCCCUCAGACGUCAACGACAUAUACGGGAAGAGCUGUGUGCGGUGUUCCCGCCGCAACAAACACUGUACGUUUGAUCUGUCACGUAGAACACGGCGUCGUCGGCGCGAUAGUGACCAGGCCAUCGAGUUAGAUGUGUGUCCGUCUGGCUCCAAUUCCACUGCAAUGGGCUCGAUAACCACCAGUAAGUCAAACUCAUCACUGCCGCGUCCUGCGCAAAGCCUCAAUAUCCCGACUGCCAGCAGUAACAGUGGCUUCAUCGCCGACAACAGCUCCUUUUUCAGUAAUCAGCUUCCCGUCACCACCUCACCCAAGAUUUCGUCCAUUGGUAGUACACCCACGUCAAGACCGCUGGGCCUUUCCGAUGAGCAAAGUGGUAGGACUAGCAGCUCCUUGCCGCCACCAUUGAAUAUAAAUGCAAACUCUUUUCUUCCAACGCUUCCAGAUUGGUCCCGAAGCGAAACUCAUUCGCCUCCAAGUGCCAAAGCGGUCACACGAGUAUCUCCGCAGUAUCCAAAAGUUCCUAGAUUAUCAAUUACCCCUUCAGAAGCGCCCAACUCUUUUGAAGAACUGCACGAAGAGCUGCAGUCACUUUUGUCUUCGCAACUCGAAAACUUUUACAGUGUUACCGAAAGUCUCUCCCGACUUUCAGACAAGUGGAGCGAUAUAUUAGAGAACAGUGUUGGUGUGCCCCUGGCCCUUGAUCCAAUUACACUCGGCAUUUUGAGUAAGGAACAAGCUCAACGUCGCCUGGACCUUUACCGAUACGAAAUUUCUAAUAAGUACAGGUUUCCAUUCGUCAAGAUUCCUGCUGAGCAAAGUCUAGAUGAGCUACGAGAACAGGAACCGAUUCUGUUUGUUACGAUCAUGACCGUCGUGUCAGCUAUGCUGAAAGGCGAUGAAUUCAAUGUUGAGCAGAACAUGAGACUCGAUAAUUUUACUCUGGGACUUAUAUCCCACCAUAUGACAAGAUUGGGGGCCAAAUCUUUGGAAAUACUGAAGUCACUGCUCACCUUGUGCCUAUGGUAUAACUUCCCAGAGUGGUCCAACAAGACCCGGUUUCAUUUUUUCAACUAUAUCUGUUGCUGUCUCAUCAAAGAUCUAGUGCCAUCGCGUAAGCCACAGCUUUUCGCUUUAAUUCAGAAUUCCAAGUAUCCUACUGACGACGAAGCUGCUGCCAUUGAUGAAUUUUUGUUACAAAACGAAUGUUACUCCCGCUUGGUGAUUCUAGUUUAUGUGUCUGCACUGAAUAUCAAUAUUUUCUUGCGACAGCCCAUACAAAACAGGUGGGGUUUACUGCAAGAGCGUGCCAGUAAAAUUAUGGCUUUAAGCGAUGCAAGACCUAUUUCGAUUUAUGAGCGCGAGGAAGAUGAAAUUCUUUUAACAUUUGCCAAACUCAACCGAAUUCUAGAAGUGAUUCACGUCAAAUUACAUGAGGCGGAAGAAGAUCCACCUGAUCAACAAGAAGAGUACGCUUCCAUUGCCCAGAGCAAACUAAUCGAUACCCUGCAACAAGAGCUGCAGGAUAUUUUUCAGAAGAUUCCUCGGGAAAGAACGAGGGUUCUAGCAUUUUACCAUUCUGUCGAGGCCUAUUUGCAUGAGUGGCUGUUCUUCAGAUAUUUAUCAAAAUUUCCAGACCCUUUAAUGAUCAACGAAAUUCCUGAGGUGGUUUCCCAGUCAUUUCACAAACUCACAUUUUCUUGCAUUAACGCCAUGCACGAGUUUCUCCAACUGUCACCCGAGUUGAUUGCAUCUCUCCCGCUUUUUCACACCUCCAGAGUCAUUUACACUGUUGGGAUGCUGUUGUUGAGAGUAAGAUACACCACUAUAACGGUGCCGGCGUUCGCAUACCUGAGAGAAACAACCCAGCCCGCUGUUUCGCUCAUCAAAAGCACGUCACAGUCUCUUGACGAAAGUGCGAGAUUGUAUCCAUAUAACAACUUUUUGUCCAAACUACGCUAUGUCGUGGGCCUGUUUGUUCAAAUUUAUGCAAACAAGAUCAAGGCAUUUCUCACUACUAACAAGCCCGAUUUGGAAGGCAUAAUGCAGUCUUAUAUUGACAAUCAGAGUGGCCCGAUCCCAGCUCAACAUCAAAAUUCUGUUCCCAUGCUACUCAAUCCUGUCUCUCCUCCGCGCGGCAACACCCCAGACAAUAAUAGUAAUGUGACAAUUCCAGCUAACGAGAUCGCGGGUAUGGACGCAGAAAAUGCAUGCAAAUUAAUGGACGCAUUAUCCUAUCAAUUGGCUGAUGUUACUACGCUCGAAAACGGGUUUAACACUGUACUCGGCGAAUUCUGGACUGACAUCUUUUGA
This is a messenger RNA of Lachancea sp. 'fantastica', 2610 nucleotides long. The record is from the annotation of a GenBank genome assembly. NCBI's taxonomy places the organism in Eukaryota, Fungi, Ascomycota, Saccharomycetes, Saccharomycetales, Saccharomycetaceae.